Molecule: messenger RNA, 2464 nt
Organism: Papilio xuthus (Asian swallowtail)
Lineage: Eukaryota; Metazoa; Arthropoda; Insecta; Lepidoptera; Papilionidae
Product: zinc finger protein 737-like
Exons: 15
Coding region: 89-2278 (729 amino acids)
Cellular component (GO): nucleus
Molecular function (GO): zinc ion binding
Source: RefSeq, a predicted model, not a curated record
UUCGUCGGGUAAUCUGGGUAAAAUGUAAAAAUGACGGAGUAAUUCGCAUCAAUAUUAAAGUGUUUUUGUGAUAUAAAACAAAAUAAAAAUGCGCUGUUGUGCUCCGAAUUGUAAAAAUGAUUCUAGACAAUUGUCUAAAUCUCAGGGAAUCACCUUUCAUGUAUUCCCCAUGGAACAGUCCCUCCGUGCAUCCUGGCUGAAAGCAUUGGGUAAAGAAACCUGGGAAGCAAAAGAAAGAAGUGCGGUUUGUUCCGAGCAUUUCAAUUGUGACGACUUGUAUGAAACUAAGAGUGGCUUACGUAAGAUAAAACCAGGAGCUGUGCCAGUUAUUAAGGAUAUUUCCGAUAAAGAAAUGCAUACUUUAAUGGUGUGCAGGAUUUGUCUGGCAGUGGAUAGAAGAUUGUAUUCAAUACACAAAUAUCAGUUGGAUCAGGCAUUUGAAGUUCUGACGGGAUUGAAUAUAACGGACAAUCUCCCACAGCAUUUGUGUUCAGAAUGUGCACACAGAUUACUUUCCUGUCAGAAUUUUAGAAGACGAAGUUUACAAUCACACGAACUUAUGAUGGAAAUUAUUAAUAAACAAGAAAUUCUUACAUUAGAAAAUAUACAGACUAUAAAUAAAGAAUAUGAUUUAAAAUCUAAUCUUACGAUAAAAUAUUACGAUCCAAAUUAUUACGAUUUCAAUGUACAAUAUGAAGAGAAAUCAGAAAUUGAAGAAAUCGAAAUAAAAAAUGAAAUAUACAUAGACGAGAAUAAUAUAAAAGAAGAGGAUUCCUCUGAUGAUAGUCUACCAUUAGAAAAGAGAAGGACAAAGAAGAAGGUGAUGAAAAAAAAGAAAAUUAAACCUAAUGAACCGAAGAUUGACAGGAGAAGGAAACCUUUUCUUAAUGACGAUUUAAAUGAAACACUUUUUACCAUAACUGAUUUGUCUUUUGAUGAACAAAUAGCUGAAAUAGAGAAGAGAAGAGAUUCCUCAAAUUAUAAAAACUCUGUAUUCAAAUGUACAGCGUGUUAUAAAGGUUUUUUAGACGAAGAUGCAUAUAAUAGUCAUAUGACAAGACAUACGAAUCAAUGCGGUGAACACGAAUGUGACAUAUGCAAGACGCAUUUCAAACAUCCGCACGCGUUACGUAAACACGUGACUGCGCAUCACACGCAGAGAUUCAGCUGUAACCAAUGUACAUAUGUCACAACGCAUCGUCAGACAGCGAGACUGCACGAGAGAUGGCACAAGGGUACCAAAUAUCAAUGUCCACACUGUCAAGAGGAAUUCCUUAAAUUUACAACAUACAUGGGUCAUAUUCGUAUAAAACAUCCUUCAGACUUCGUAUGUGAGCUUUGUGGAUAUUCAUUUGUAAGUGAGAAAGGGAUAGAAUUACAUAAGAAAUUGAAACAUCGACUCGAGAGUGACAAGGUACCAGAUGAUGGUCCGUUCUGUGAAUCUUGCAAUGUAAGGUUCAUCUCACAGGAAGCAUACAGAAGACAUUUGAUGGUCUCCGCAAAACAUAAUACUGGUGAUAAGGAUACAAACGAUCCUAACAAAAGGAAGAAAGGUAGAAAGCCGAGAGAAGUGAAAGAGAGAGAAAUAAUCGAUAACAGAGAACAGAAUGAGAGGAAGAUGUAUCCUAGUCAGAUGAGAAAAGUUGAAGGUCCAAUACCAUGUGAACAGUGUGGUCUACAAUUAGAAGAUUCUCGUGCCUACCACGGUCACUUCAGACGUAUGCAUCCAGACAAGAACCGCACUAAUUACCCUUCUAUGAAGUCGCCUUGUAUGUGUGAGUUGUGUGGCAGAAUGUUCCAGAGUUACGCACUAUUAAAAGACCAUAGUUGGGUACAUACCGGUGAGAGACCAUUCUCAUGUGAAUGUUGCGGCAAAGCAUUCCGCAUGAGACAACGUCUCGUCGCACACAGGCGGGUGCACGCGCCGCGCAGGGAUACAUACGUGUGUGCGCUCUGCGGGAAACACUUCACAACUCAUAGCAACAGGCAGCGACAUAUGUUUAUCCACACAGGUCUAAAGCCAUUUGCUUGUGAAAUGUGUGGCAAAUGCUUCAAGCAUGCAAGUGAGAAACGCGCCCACGUCGCCUACGUGCAUCUCAAGAAGCCAUGGCCGAAGCGAGCACGCACCAAACGAACAGACAGACAGAAUCAAUUGCAAAAUCAAACACUAAGUGCGAGCGAGAUGGAUAUAGUUCAGCCUGUGUGGCCGCAUUGUGAACAGAAAGCUAGCGAUGUUAAUAUCAUAAAUAAGCCUAUUUACUAUAACAUGAAGAUAUAAAGAUAAGACUUAACAGUGGUAGAGCCCGCUUUAACAUCUUCUCACGAAUUGUCCUCCUUCAGUGAAAUACCACGACCACACAGAAAACAGGCUUCAAGUGCGAAGCUAUUCUUUCUACAGUCUGAUGAGUGUGCGUCCCGGAGACCUAAUUUAGUCCUCUUUCUCUUCCCACCAUUUUUAUUAUGA